UGAAACUAGGGGUGGGGAAGGGCGGUCUGAAGACCUGACAAAGCCAAGUCCUGCUCCCUGGCUGCUCUCAGAAAGUCGAGGCUAGUCUGACACUGAGUCUAUUCUUUCAGACCACAGCACCAUGCCCAUGACCCUGGGUUACUGGGACAUCCGCGGGCUGGCCCAUGCCAUCCGCAUGCUCCUGGAGUACACAGACUCAAGCUAUGAGGAGAAGAGAUACACCAUGGGGGACGCUCCUGACUAUGACCAAAGCCAGUGGCUGAACGAGAAAUUCAAGCUGGGCCUGGACUUUCCCAAUCUGCCAUAUUUAAUUGAUGGGUCACACAAGAUCACCCAGAGCAACGCCAUCCUGCGCUACCUUGCCCGCAAGCACAAUCUGUGUGGGGAGACGGAAGAGGAGAGAAUUCGUGUGGAUAUUUUGGAGAAUCAACUUAUGGACAACCGCAUGGUGUUAGCCAGGCUUUGCUAUAACCCUGACUUUGAAAAGCUGAAGCCAGGGUACCUGGAGCAACUCCCAGAAAUGAUGAGGCUUUAUUCCGAGUUCCUGGGCAAGCGGCCAUGGUUUGCAGGGGACAAGAUCACCUUUGUGGAUUUCAUUGCUUAUGAUGUUCUUGAGAGGAACCAAGUAUUUGAACCCAAGUGCUUGGAAGCAUUCCCAAACCUGAAGGACUUCAUAUCUCGCUUUGAGGGCCUGAAGAAGAUCUCAGACUACAUGAAGAGCAGUCGCUUCCUCCCAAGACCCGUGUUCUUAAAGAUCGCCAUCUGGGGCAACAAGUAGGGCCUUGGCGGGGUGGGAUUUAGGAUUGAGAUGCCAGAUGUCCUUGGUUUGCAGGGAGCCCUGCGGAGCAGCCAGGACCUCUGCAGCCCCAGAGCCACCGUUUCCUUCUCCCUUCUUUUCCAUCCUGUCCAGACCCCAAGUCUCACCAGCUCUCUUUUUAGGCUCAUUCAGUGCCUGCCCAACAUAGGUGCAACUAUGCCCAGCAACUCCUUUCCGUGAUCCAGGUACCCUUCUGCACUGCAGUGCCCUCUACAGGCUCCAAGGUACCCUUCUACACUGCAGUGCCCUCUACAGGCUCCAAGGUACCCUUCUGCACUACAGUACCCCCUACAGGCUCCAAGGUACCCUUCUGCACUGCAGUGCCCCUUACAGGCUCCAAGGUAACCUUCUAUACUGCAGUGCCCCCUACAGGCUCCAAGGUACCCUUCUGCACUGCAGUGCCCCCUACAGGCUCCAAGGUACCCUUCUACACUGCAGUGCCCCCUACAGGCUCCAAGGUACCCUUCUACACUGCAGUGCCCCCUACAGGCUCCAAGGUACCCUUCUAUACUGAAGUGCCCCUUACUGGCUCAUGUCUUUGGAUACUUGGUUCCCACUGAUGGCCACUUUGGGCAGUUGUGGGUUCUCUGGCAGGUGGGGGUCUAUCUGGAGAGAGUAGGUUGCUAGGAGCAUAGACUUUGACCUUUGUAGCCAAGUCCUCUUCUGCUUGCUCUCUGUGUCCCGCUGAACAAGACAUGAACAAGUUGCACUGUGACGGAAGCAUGUGUCACUACAUCUGUGACUCAGGCCUACUGCUAGCCUCCCCUGCCACUUUGAGCUCUAUCUCCUGAACCAUGAACCAGAAUAAAUUGUUCUCCACUUA
Molecule: messenger RNA, 1640 nt
Organism: Peromyscus maniculatus bairdii (prairie deer mouse)
Lineage: Eukaryota; Metazoa; Chordata; Mammalia; Rodentia; Cricetidae
Source: RefSeq, a predicted model, not a curated record